AUCCAGCUCCACGAGUAGCACCAUGGAGUUCCCUGAUUUAGGUGCUGACUGCUCGGAGCCGUCCUGCAAGCGCCUCGACUUUCUUCCCUUGAAAUGUGAUGCUUGCGGGCAGCUAUUCUGCACUAACCAUGUUGCCUAUGCCCAUCACAACUGCACUUCAGCUUACAAAAAGGAUGUACAGGUCCCUGUGUGCCCACUCUGCAGCACGCCCAUUCUUGUGAAGCGAGGAGAGAUGCCUGAUAUUGUGGUGGAUGCACACAUAGGCAAGGACUGCAAAUGGGACCCAGCUCAGCAUAAGCGCAAGAUCUUCGCCAACAAGUGUCAGCAGCCUGUCUGCAAGCAUCGGGAGAUGAUGAAGGUUGUUUGUGACCAAUGUCAUGGAAACUUCUGCCUCGAGCACCAACACCCACUGGAUCAUGACUGCACUGGGGCCGGUCACCCACUCUCCAAGGCAGGGCAUGCGGCCAUUGACAGAGCUCAGAAGUCGACCAAAGCACCUGCAUGCACCACGUCUAGCAGUGGGGCCAAGAGAUCUGUCGCAAGCCCACCAACCUCCAGCAGAGCCAGUGAGGUGGCAAGAGCCCCCCAGCACCAAAGUGCAUCUCCUCCAGCUAUGGCCCUACAGAAUGGACUGAGCGAGGAGGAAGCGCUGCAACGAGCCUUGGAAAUGUCUCUGGCAGAAAUGGUGUCCUGCAGAACCCAGGAAGAGGAAGAUCUGGCACUGGCUCAGGCCCUUUCAGCUAGUGAGGAGGAAUACCGGUGGCGACAGCAGCAGCAGCAGGUUCGAAGCGCAAACCCUUCCAACUGUUGCCUCUCCUGA
Molecule: messenger RNA, 820 nt
Organism: Euleptes europaea (tarantolino)
Lineage: Eukaryota; Metazoa; Chordata; Lepidosauria; Squamata; Sphaerodactylidae
Product: AN1-type zinc finger protein 2B-like
Exons: 1
Coding region: 23-820 (265 amino acids)
Biological process (GO): protein targeting to ER; proteasome-mediated ubiquitin-dependent protein catabolic process
Cellular component (GO): cytoplasm; endoplasmic reticulum
Molecular function (GO): zinc ion binding
Source: RefSeq, a predicted model, not a curated record